Molecule: messenger RNA, 5538 nt
Organism: Schistosoma curassoni
Lineage: Eukaryota; Metazoa; Platyhelminthes; Trematoda; Strigeidida; Schistosomatidae
Source: the annotation of a GenBank genome assembly
UCAAUUCCUCUUAAUUCACCAUGCAAGUUCUUGGACAUUAUUUUGUGUAGUUUACAUGAUAUUCCUCUGACUGCUAUAAGGAUAAGUUUUUAUGAAUAUAAAAAUUAUCCCAACAACACGCACGUUACCAAACAGUACUGUUUGACUCACCAGCUUGGUGAAUAGUGGUGUGGUAAGAGUGACUAAAUGUCCUUAGUUUUCACUUGUGCGACCAUAAAUAGUCUAAUAAUAUGAUUUUUCCAUCAGUAUAUGGUAAAUAUUACCGUCACUUUACUACUAAUAGUAUCCAAGUUUGGAUACUCAAAGUCGAUGAGUAAUGUAGAAAUGGUUACUCAUGUUUCCCAUCACAUUCGGAUCUGUGAAAUAUAAAAUAACGCUUUGGUCAUUUGCUUCGGUAGGCCUUGAAAAACUAAUAAUCUUUAAGCAUUUCAACAACCAACCAUUUUUGUUUGGUAUUAGUUGAGAUGAACCACUAUCCAAACAUUUGAGUUGGUCGUUGGUUUGGGAUUCCCGACUUUAUGUAUGAAAACUCGGAUGACUAGUCGUUGUGACAGAUAUUGGCCUGCUCUUCUGGAUCAAAGUCCUGAGAAUGUAGAUCCGACGUGACGACAGGUCGUAUUAACUCUCUAUGUGCCAUUAUAGCAACGAUGGACCUUCAGUCAGGAUAGUAGGUCGGUGGACCUGUGUUUAUUCUUGCAGCCUAUUUUCCAUUGAAGGUCUAGCUUCGCAUUGAAACGUUCACUGAUGAGACUGAUGCCAUUUGUUUGGGUAAGACGUCUUCAUGAUCCAGUCGAUCAGCAUAGUAGAGAGCUAGACUGCUAAUUUUCAGUAGACUAAACAACGGAAAAUCGAUUUUCUUUUGGUAUCAGGCGUAAAAUUGGUCUUUUUCUAUUUGAACAGGAAAUACAUGGUAUCUUUGCUUGUCUGAGUCUGGUGACGAUUUUACUUUGAGUUGUUUUACAACUUGUCAACCUAUUCCACUAUUUGUGCAACUAUGGUUGUACACCUUGUUUACUUUUACUAACAUCAGAGCCAUUGAAAUGUUAGGAAUCUUGAGUAGUUUAAUAGACCCUGAAGUUAAAAUGGUGAUGCACUUUGAAUCGUUUCCUGAAGAAUAGUUUUAUUGCCUGAACUCAGUACGUUAAAGUAUUCUGAAAGAUUAAUUGUAAAUAGACUACAUUUCUAAUGUUAAUGGCUUGUAUUAUCAACUCUAAGAUUAGCUAGAAGUGGAUCAGCCAUAGUUUUGUACUUCAAGGUUCAUUAGAUACGGGGAUUCCUUAAAUUUGCUGUUAAACAAAACACUGUCAAAUUUGUACUCUUACCGUAAUCAACUGUUGUUCCCAAAACCUGAAGUUUGCUACCUAUUUUCUCACUAGAUAUACGGGUCUUGAUCAAUUCAUUUUAAAACAUAUUAAAGCCUUUGUGUUUAGCUAAUUAGCUUUCACUAAGAUUUUAUUAAACUAUAUGGCGUAUCUCGCCAAAACAAAUUGCUAUCCCUUUUCUAACCAGUCUAUGUAACUCAUUCUUCAUAAUGUAUUCCAAACAAAAUAGAAUCAGUUUAUAUAUUAAAAAGAUAAACUUUCUCUGAAAAGAUUUCUCUCCAAAAUGCUUGACUCUAUGUUACUAUGAUCAAUAAUUCGUAAAUGGAACUUGACCGUGCUAUUAGUUAACUUCUGUAUCAAGUGUGCGACCAUUUUGUAUCGUAAAGCCGUUGCUGAGACCUUUAGUGACAUAUUCGCACUCAGAACGGAAAUGUUUGGCAAUUCGAAAAGUACGCUUAUGAUUUUGUAUGAGUUGUUUCCUGAGUUUAGGACUCCUGAAACUUGAAGUCAGAUAGUUGCGGGGUUGAGUACGGAGUUAUUUACCGAGACUGUACUAAUAAGCCUGUGUUUGAAGCUUUGGUAUAAAACCUCUUAUUGUCAAUUUCAGAGCAUGAGGUAGUUUGCUGAACUGUGUGAUUUCAUGUCAGUUGUAAACAAUUUUUCAGUAGUCUUAGUUUGUCGAAUAAAGCAAGAAUUUAUCUUUGUAUUCAUUCAGUAUUCUCUAAUGGGUCAUAGGCUUCUCUAUCAAUGGAAUUUAUAAAUUGGCUAAAGUGUUAUCUUCCUUGGAAUUAAGGUAAAUUCCAUGCUUUGAAACAGUCCAGGUAAUCUUCCAAUUCCAAAGAAUCCAGGUUAUCCGCUACUCCAGAUGUGUUAUGAAUAGGCUAACGAAUUGCUAUUUAUUCCAAAUAGGCUCGAGCUUCGAUAAGACCCAAUCAAGAAGUUGAAUCUAAAAUGUUCAAAAUGUGAUCGUAAUUUUUUAUUAUAACAGUUUAACACAACGUUAAGCAUUUAUUCACACACCAACUGUGUUAACUAUUCAUCUAAGUACAAAUAAAUAUUUUUAGGCGUUUUGAAUACUUGUCUGAAAUUCAGGUGGUAAUAUAGAUACUGAUUUUUAAAGGUAAUUAUGUUAGCAACUAUCUUACAGUCUACAGGUCCUCCUUUCAAAUGAGUGUAGUGUCGGUAAAUAAAAAUUUAAAAUUCACUAAGUUUUAAAAACUGGUAUUUACUAUGAUAUAUAAUGUAUUUGUAAUAUCCCAAUAAGUAGAAAAAAUGAGAUUUUCUGACGUUUCGUGAUUCAGUGUAGGCCACUUCUUCGGAGAGUAAAUAGCCAAAUCAAAAUUAUUCCAAGUAUAAAUAAUUGUUCCUUCGUACCAUUUAAACUUGGAUUAAUUUUGAUUUGAUACUUACUCUUUGAAGAAAUGGCUUACACUUAGAUACGAAACUUCAGAAAAUCUACUCAUUUGGAUAUCACAAAUUUUUUAAUAGUUGAGAUCGUGAUUUAACUGGAGCUGGACCACCAUGGAAAACCUGGGAGCACUGGACGGCCGUUUCGUCCAAUUAUGGCACUUCUCAACAGUGCGCAUCCACAAUCUCGCCUCGCAAGAUUCGAACACAGGUACGAUCGGUCUCGCGCGCGAACACUCAACCUCUAGACCACUGAGCUGGCAUGCAACGGUGUUAAUGUAUAACUCCAACUAAUUCACGAAAUUGGGCGAUACAUCCACCACAGAGGAGUCCCAUAAUAGGACGAAACGGUCGUCCAGUGCUUCCGGGUUUUUCAUAGUGGUCUAGCUUCAAGUGACUCAUGCUCUCAACUAUUCAAAUUACUAUUAUAUCCACAAAAUCCCUUCUUAGGUUACAACUAUAUUAUUAUAUUUAUAACGAUCUACCCAAUGCUCAAUUUAUUCGGAAUUAUCAAGUCAAACCUUGGUCAUGAUACUCACUAUGGUUUUAUUUAGGGCAGUUGGAAAUUAUUUCAUAUUAAGGAAUACGUGUUCAACCUUACCCAACUUAGUUAUCAGCAAGAUUUACCCAUUUAUAAAAUGUACUGUCAUAAUUAAUUCCAAGUUUUUACAUCAAGCUGUCACUUACGUUUUAGAAACUAAGUAAACGCUUGGAAUAAUUUGUGACUUAUUUCUGUUGUUGCUAUCCCAUUCUUAUAACUGUGUCACAGGUGAAACAUGGAAAACGCAUCCUAUUGAGGUUUUUCAGAAGAGAUUAAGCUCUAACAUUAAGAAAACUGAGACGACUUCAAAGUCAGUCAUGUAAGUUUUGCUAUUGUCUGCAAAAGCUGUUUCUUAACAACACGUUGUUUCUGCAGAAUGUAUCACGGAUCGCAGUAAAAUGCCUUUUUAUUUUAAUGAUGGCGAGUAGGUGAAACGUAAAUGCAAGUAUAAGAAACUCUUGAUUUCAAUGCAUAGAAAGUGGUAGAAAAUGGAGUUUUAUCGACGACAAGAUGAACAUAUUCGUGAAUUGGAAAAGAUCGCAACUAUUAUGGAGGCAGAAACCUCCGAUGUAGAAGUAACCUCCAAUCAUCAUUCUAUUAGGCGGCAAACGCGAAUUAAUACAAUGAUUAUUGGUGUUGUAUUUUGUGCCAACGUGGUACUUUUAUUGGGUAAAGCUGUAGCAUCUGCAUUAUCAGGGUCAUUAGCAAUCAUAUCAUCUUUGUUAGAUAGUUGUGUCGAUUUGGCUUCCGGUGGAAUCAUGUGGUUUGCUGCUCGUCAAAUGCGUAAAAGGAAGCCAUACAAAUACCCAGAAGGGAGAACACGACUUGAACCAUUAGCAGUGAUUGUACUCUCUGUAUUUAUGGGUAGUAUAUCUAUACAACUUGUAGCUGAAUCUGUACAAGCCAUUGUUCGUAUGUCGCAAAAUAAUCAAGAGGCACCAAACGUUAAUGAUUUAGCAUUGGGAAUAAUGGCAUCCGUAAUUGUGACUAAACUAAUCUUAUGGAUCAUUUGUUUUAAAUUUGGUGGUGGAAUGGCUAUCGAUGCGCUUAAAACCGAUCAACGUAACGAUAUACUUACGAAUGCUGCAUCAAUUUUAUUUAGUGGUCUUGCUGGACGUUUACAACAAUACGAAAAUCUUAAGUAUUUAGAUCCCGUUGGAGCUAUACUUAUUGGUUCUUAUAUUUUGUAUUCUUGGUAUCAACUUGGUGCUGAACAGAUACGUAAUCUAGCUGGUCAUACAGCUAAUCCAAGGUUUAUUCAAAAGAUCGCAUUCGUUUGUCUUAAUUAUCAUCCGUUGAUUGAACAAUUGGAUACCAUUAGGGCAUUUCAUUUUGGUGAAAACUUCUUGGUUGAAGUUGACAUUGUGUUACCUAAAGAAAUGUGUCUUAAAGAAGCUCAUGAUAUUGGUGAAGGGUUACAAAAGAAAUUGGAGAAAUUAGAAACAGUUGAACGAGCUUUUGUACACUUAGAUUAUGAAUUUUCACAUCGUCCAGAAAGUGAGCAUAAAAUAGUUUAAAGAAGAAGAAAAAAAUUUCAUUGUAUCCUUUUUUUUAGUCAAUUUAAAGUGUACACAUACAUAACCAUUAGUUAGAUGUUCCAACAUAAAACAAAAGAAAUUGACAAUUUAUUAUAUUAUUUAUUAUAAAUAUUGAUGACCAUGAAUAUACCAUGUAUCUACAAUAGCUUGCUAGAUUUCUUUCAUUAUUCAUUUUGUUUCAAAGACUUUCAUGCUCUGUUUCUUUGUUUAGUUAUUACAUUUAUUUUAUAUUUGACCGACACAUAUAUAUAUAUAUAUAUAUAUAUAUAUAUAUAUAUAUAUUUUCUGUUCAGAUUUACAAGAAUACAAUCAAUACUAACAUUCUGUAUUAUUUUAUAAUAAACAAUAAACAGCCAAAUAAAACUAAUAGUUAUUUUGUUAAUUAAUGUAUAAAAUCCAAUGAAAACUGAUAUCUUUUUUUAAUAACAACGACAAUCUAUGCCAAUAUAAACCAUUAGCUCCAAAUUAAUUAUUAUUAUUAUUAUUGAUAUUGAGACCAUUGACUUCAUAUUAUUGUUUAUCCAUUGUUUUACUAUAUAUAUAUAUAUAUAUAAGCUUGUUCAUCAGAGUUUAUAUUUAUUGAAAUUCUCGCUAGACGAUGGGGGGUUUUUUGUUAUAAAGAAAAAAAAAUUAUUAGAAGAUAAUUCAAAUGUUAAUAUGAGUUUUUGUGUUUUUCUUGUUUUGAUUUCAUUAUUUUGUUUACUUUCACUGUUUAUCUGAAUAGUCCAUA